This is a messenger RNA of Brienomyrus brachyistius, 2943 nucleotides long. Its product is annotated as probable RNA-binding protein 19. Bases 511 to 2916 code for a protein of 801 amino acids. The record is from RefSeq and is a predicted model, not a curated record. NCBI's taxonomy places the organism in Eukaryota, Metazoa, Chordata, Actinopteri, Osteoglossiformes, Mormyridae. Gene Ontology annotation, molecular function: RNA binding. The transcript is spliced from 22 exons.
UGCAAUCGGAUUAUCUGUAAAAGGCCUGCAGAAGAGAUUCCCUUCGUUGUAUUAGGUUUUGACCUGGCCCUACACUAUUUAGAAAAAUCUCUGUAUUGCACUGCUGGAGGGAAGUCUCUGAACAUUCACAGCACAGAAAAACAAAUCUGACAGGGGCGGUUGGUGCCUCCUGGUAGAUUUUGUUAGACAGAACCAAGACAGCAAUUCCCUCUGUGCUUGAUCCGUCUUCGAAUCACCAGAUUCGUGUAGCAGUCACACUCACUAUGCACCUCUGCGCCAGCUUUGCAGCAUAUUUGACUAUAUACUGACUGACUGACAGUCUGUCAGAAAGGUCCGCAUCUGAUCCGGGGCAGCAGCACAGACUGGACCCGUGCUUUUUUAAAUCUCAGUAAGAGUUAACUGAAGAGUCACACAACAACCAGUGAAGAUCUGCUUGUGGUUCUUGAUUUUGUUCCAUUCCCUCCGCUGAUUCUAGUCAAGUUGAAGUCAAGCCCCCAUCAUCUCCUGCAGAUGAAGGAGGAGCGGUUUCGUGGUAUGUUCGAUGCCUUUGGCAGCCUGACCGAUUGCUCUCUGAAGUUUACGAAAGAGGGAAAGUUCCGCAAGUUUGGAUUUGUGGGCUUCAAAUCAGAAGAGGAGGCAGAUAGGGCGCUUAAACACUUUAACAAGAGCUUUGUGGACACCUCCAGGGUGACGGUGGAAUGGUGCAAGUCUUUUGGGGAUCCUACCAAGGCUAGGGCUUGGAGCAAACACACCCACCCACCCCCAACCAACAACAAGGAGCAUGAGGAGAAACAGAAGAAUAAUAAGAAGAAAAAGAAAAAACAAGAAAUUGUAACUGUUGUUGGAGAGCUAGAGCAGGACCAGGGCUUUCAGGAGUUCCUUGCUGUACACCAGAACCGAGCCCAAGGCCCCACAUGGGCCAAUGACAGCCUUCCAAAGCUGGCUGAUACCAGCACUGCAAGCGAGGAGAAGAAAAAGCCAAAAGCUACUAAAGAUGACUACCUGAACUUUGACUCCAGUGAGUCUGAAGAUCUUAGCCAAGAUGAAGACCAAGAGGAUGAGGGGAUUCAAAAUUCUGCCACAGAUACCCUGAAGACUGGGCUCUCUGACAUGGAGUAUCUGCGCUCUAAGGUGGCGAUCGUGAAUGAGCAUGAGCAUGAGGGUGAUGAUGGAGAUAUGGGGGGGUCCGCUGUCAGCCAACGCACUGACAGUGCUUAUGAACGUGGCAACAGAGAUACAGUUCAUGCCCACAAAGAGAAGGGCAAGCAUGGCAAGAUGGACAAAAAGCAAAUGGAGCCCGCUACGGAUUUUACAGUUAAGCUUCGUGGUACUCCUUUCAAUGUCAAGGAGCAACAAGUACGAGAGUUCAUGACUCCGCUGAAACCUGUUGCCAUCCGUAUUGUGAGGAACAGCAAAGGCGAUAUGACAGGCUAUGUGUAUGUAGACCUACGCUCUCAGGAGGAGGUUACAAAGGCCCUUCUCAAGAACAAAGACUACAUGGGAGGGCGCUACAUCGAGGUGUUCUGCACCAGCUCCAGCAAGAAAGCGGCUCGGCCAGGGACUACACAUGCCCAGCAGCGCAGCUUCCAGCGGGAGCUAAGGGAGGAUGAGGAAGAGGAAGAUGUGUCCGAGUCAGGCAGGCUUUUCAUCCGGAACCUGCCGUACACCUGCACCGAGCAGGAGCUGUCUGACAUCUUCACUAAGUAUGGCUCCCUGUCAGAGAUCCACUUCCCCAUUGACAGCUUGACCAAGAAACCCAAGGGCUUCGCCUUCAUCACCUACAUGAUUCCGGAGGAUGCCGUCCGUGCCCUCGCCCAAAUGGAUGGCCAUGUUUUCCAGGGCCGCAUGCUACACAUCAUGCCUUCCACUAUGAAGAAGGAGAACCCGAAUUCUGGCCCUUUGGGUCCUGACUCCUCGUACAAAAAUCAGAGGGAUGCGAAGCAAAAGGCAGCCAGUGGCAGCUCCCACAACUGGAACACGCUGUUUCUGGGCACUAGUGCAGUAGCAGAUGUCAUUGCUGAGAAGUACAACACGUCCAAAAGCCAAGUUCUCAAUCAUGAGUCUCAGGGCAGUCUGGCUGUGAGGAUGGCCCUGGGUGAGACGCAGAUUGUCCAGGAAACACGGCAGUUUCUACUGGAAAAUCAAAUCUGUCUGGACUCCUUCAGUCAGGCCUCGGGCCCCCGUAGUAAUAUGGUCCUGCUGGUGAAGAACCUUCCGGCAGGGGUCCAGGUUGCUGAGCUGGAAGCUCUCUUCUCCACUCAUGGCUCACUUGGGCGUGUACUCCUACCCCCAUCCGGACUCACUGCCAUCGUGGAGUUCCUGGAGCCUACAGAGGCGAAAAAGGCCUUUACCAGGCUAGCCUACACCAAGUUUCAGCAUGUUCCACUGUAUUUGGAAUGGGCUCCCAUGGGGGUCUUUUCGGCACCUCCACCGGACAGGGCUGAGAAGCCUUCCACAGAAGCUGACCCAGCUCCUCCAUCUCAGGACCAAAGACCUUCCCAAGAGGAGAGUAGUGAGGAUGAGGAGGAGAGUUUGCCAGGCUGCACACUCUUCAUUAAGAACCUGAACUUCCACACUAAAGAGGAGACCUUGGCGGAGGUCUUCUCCAAGUGUGGUCCUGUGAGGAGCUGUACCAUCUCCAAAAAGAAGGAUAAAACGGGUGUUCUGCUGUCCAUGGGCUAUGGCUUUGUGGAAUAUAAGACCCCCAAGGCAGCACAGAAGGCCCUGAGACAGCUUCAGCACUGCAUGGUGGAUGAGCACCAGCUGGAGCUGAAGCUUUCCGAAAGGGUCAACAGGUCUGUCCCACCAAGGUCCCGAAAGAAACAGACGGCCAAAAAGCAGACCAGCUCCAAGAUCCUGGUCCGGAACAUCCCCUUCCAGGCCACAGCUAAGGAGCUGCGAGAGCUCUUUGGGUAAGCCCCCCCGCACUUCAUUUUUUCCAUU